Messenger RNA from Pleurotus ostreatus (oyster mushroom), 915 nucleotides. RefSeq lists its product as uncharacterized. The record is from RefSeq and is a predicted model, not a curated record. Gene Ontology annotation, cellular component: extracellular region. The transcript has 9 exons. Gene Ontology annotation, biological process: carbohydrate metabolic process. Gene Ontology annotation, molecular function: cellulase activity; cellulose binding. The coding region runs from base 1 to 915 and encodes 304 amino acids. Lineage: Eukaryota; Fungi; Basidiomycota; Agaricomycetes; Agaricales; Pleurotaceae.
AUGUUCAAAUCCUUCAGCCUCUUGUCUUUCGUCUUCGCUGCGACUGCCCUCGCUCAGCAGACGGGUCAAACCACCCGUUAUUGGGAUUGCUGCAAGCCAUCCUGCGCUUGGUCCGGCAAGGCGAGUUGCAUAGCUGAUGUGACGCAACCGGUUCUUACUUGCAAUGCGCAAGGAAGUACCCUUACCGACCCCGAUGUGAAGAGUGGCUGCGAUGGAGGCUCCGCCUUUACUUGCACAAACAACUCUCCAUGGGCGGUGAACGACAACCUCGCUUACGGCUUUGCCGCUGUUAGCAUCUCUGGCAGCACUGAAAGCAGGUGGUGCUGUGCAUGCUACGAAUUAACAUUCACCUCUGGCCCGGUUGCUGGCAAGAGAAUGGUCGUACAAGCUACAAACACUGGCGGUGAUUUGGGCAGUAAUCAUUUCGAUAUCCUUAUGCCUGGUGGAGGUGUUGGCAUUUUCAAUGGUUGCCCAGCUCAGUUCGGUUCGUGGAACGGUGGUGCCCAAUACGGCGGUGUCUCCUCGAGAAGCGAAUGCAGCAACCUCCCAUCAGCUGUUCAAGCAGGUUGCCAAUGGCGCUUCGACUGGUUCCAGGGUGCCGAUAACCCAAGCAUCUCUUUCCGCGAAGUUCAGUGCCCUUCAGCACUCACUUCCAUCUCAGGAUGCUCGCGCCAUGACGGCAGUGGUCUCCCAACUGUUACGGCAGGGCCAUCAACGCCUUCGAGCUCAUCAUCAUCUGCUCCCUCAACCCCCACUACAACCACUACGCCUGGUGGUGGUGGCGGCGGCGGAGCUGCUCAGUACGCACAAUGCGGCGGCAUUGGCUGGAGCGGAGCAACCACAUGUGUCUCUCCUUUCACUUGCACUAAGCUCAAUGACUACGUACGUUAUCUCUCUCAUGGGACAAGACGAUAG